UUUUAACAUAAUUUAAAAUAUAUAAUUAAAUUUAAAUAUUAAAAAAAGAUAUAACUAAUUAGAACAAUACACAUAUGGUAAAUGGUAUCUCAAAUGUUUAGAACCCUUUCUUAAAUGAGAAUUUUUCAAACUCUCCUACCUUCUCUUUUCUUCUUUUUUCCUACUUUUUUGAAUGUUAAUACAUUUUUGCUAGAUACUCCAAAGGAGAUAGAUGCUCUUAGAGCCUCAGCGCUAAGCUUUGCCUCUUUCUUCAUCCAAUAUUUCCCUCUCGGCUUUGUUUCUCUGAAAUAAACCUCUCUUGUCUCACACCCUGAGAUUUUCUAGCACGUUUGGUUUUGUCCCGUGCCUGGCGGCUGAGCUUGUAGUGUCCAAGUAAGUCAAUGUAAUACGGAAUUAGCUCUAGCCACCGAACCAGAUCAUUCAUAUUAUCAGGUAGGACAAACUUGAAAAGCAGCAUCUUCCUAUGUUUAAAAGGAAGUUGGUCCGAAAAAUGCAUUGAGAUGAAAUACUUGCCCAGAUUUUUGAAAGACUCGUCACCAAAAACCUUAUCAAGUACAGCAUCUGUGAUCAUAUCCGCAGCAACCUCCUCUGACUCAGCGAUGACAGAUAAUUCCUCCGAUACCCACUUCCUCCCGCCGCCGGGAAUGGGAACCACCCCCCCCCCGAAUCUCUGCAGAUCCCUAAGCUCCUUGUGCAUCGUUUUCGCCGCCUCGUUCCUCGCCACAACAAACAGCAUGUGAUCCAUGGCUUUGUCGUUCAUGUAUACCUCGAACCUAAUCUCAUUUUUACAAGGCCUUACCCAGUUGAAUAGCCUUGAGAACAGGUCGUGUCUGCUCUUAAGCUCUAUGGUCACCAACAGCCCAUGGCAAUACUUACUCCGCCCGCUCGCGUAGAACUUGAACACGUUCGUCGCUUCUUUCCGCAGCAACUGAUGUUUCUCUGUUCCAUUAAUUGGCAGCAAAUUGAAGUGUUUAUCGAGAACCGAGUGUCCUCGAAAACUGAAUAGCGUGGCCCAAGCCCUAGCGCGGUCUUCGUUCUCACGCUUUCCAGUGAAGUAGCUGUUUGCGUACGCAAUCGAGACGCAGACGCUCACCACCACCGUGAGAAUCGCCACCACCACCACCGUCUUCGGAGUAGCAGGCGUCUGUGGAUCGGCAAUAACAGGAGAUUCCAGCAUGCGUCGAUCCUCCGAGGGUUUCUGAGUCGGAGAAGGGUCCGAUUUCGAUGUCGGAGUAGAAUUGGGUUCGCGAGAUGGCUCCAGAUCUAGAACCGUUGACUCAGACUGAGUCACGAGAGGAGAGUGGUGAAGCUCAGUGGUGUUUUCCAAAACAUCGCCGGAGAGAACACGAUAAUGGAGGCAGAGGAAAGCGAUCAGAGCGAUGUUGAAGAGAGAAAGGGGACGAUUCAUUGUGGGAUCCGUAGAGAACUCAGCUCUGUGAAGAUCAAAAUAUAUAAAUUGUUUUCUUGUGGUCCACUCUCUCUCUCUCUAACCUAAUUUUGCCCCUUUUAAAACUACAUUUUAUUAUUUUAUGUCCUUUUUCCCUAGUCAUUUAUCUUCGACACAAUAAUAUAUCUGUAGGGCUUAAUUAAAAGAAAGUGCGACGGAGAUUGAUUCGACGAUUUCUCUCAGUCCGUGCUCAGGAUAACUUUGAUCGGACUCCUCACCCUCCGUUUGUCUCUCAGAUCUCCGAUUUUGGAGUUGAAAUCACAGAUGUCGUGUUUGGGGAGAAACAAGGCUCUGAAGGAGCAGGAGCAGCAAGCCUACACUGGAGGUGGUGUUGAUGAUCUAGGAAAUAAAUCGGGUUCCUUCCGUUCGCUCCGUCAUCUUAUCUACGGAGGAGGAGAGCCGUCUGCGUAUAUAACCUCUCUUGAAGGUGGAGGUGGUGGUGGUGUACAGUCGUCUCUUGAUAUCGUCCCUAGAACAGCAAUAGUAACAGAAAGAGAGGAGACCGAUUUCGAGACAGCAAGAGAGGAGGUACCAGCUUUUCCCCAAGGGACCGAUUUUUCACAUCUCAAAGCUGCCAUCCGGGAAGAACUGAGGAUGGCAUAUUCCUUGCGUCCGGGUAAUCUGCUACUCGCAUUACACGAUUGCUUCGAGAGGGUUCUUUCCGGAGUAUCAUUUCAGUGGGGUGACAUAUUCAAGGAGCCUCUUUCCUCCAAGCUGUUUGAUGUGCCUCAUUUUCCUCCAACUUUCGCCCAAAGUUUGUUGUCUGUAGAAUUUCCACAUAGCUUUGUCGUUGAUUUCGUGUUGCGGUCGUAUACUCACAUUGUAGAUUCCGCGUUUAACCGUCCUACCAAGCGGCCCGACCAAGCUUAUCACAAGUCUCAGGUGUCUACGUUUUUUGCAUUAGCAACGAUACUGCGUUACGCACCUGAAGCUUUUGCUGUCCACUUGUCGUCUCUGAGAAAGCUACAGCUUUGGUAUGAAAAACAGGGCGUACAGACUCUUCCGCUUACAGUUUGGAUGAUAGCUCAGGCCUCCCGACUUUGUUCAAAUCUAGGCUUGUUUUCAUGGACGCGCAACUUGCUUCCACUGCUCGGUGAUUGCGACUCUCACUCAACGGAGCUCAUCCUGCGCUUGGUUGAGAAUAUUUUGGACGACCCAAUGCCUGAUAUGAAGCCUUUAGUAUAUAUACCUGCUUGGCACUUCCAGCCACUGAUUCCAGCUGAUUCAAUGGAGAUGUUGCUGCGGCUUAGAUUCCCUGCAAGCCAAGAGGCUACAACGAGGGUUGCGAGUAUUUAUACGAAGUUGAAGGACGUGGCUCUUGUGUGUGAGGGUGCACAACAAAGUGAGGAUGCCCUUAAAGAGAUGUUCGCUGUUUGUUUGAGAUUAUCUGGAGAAGAAGGAAAUCCUGAUUUAGCCAAGGAAGCGGAAUCAAUCGCAAUCUGGUGUCUGAAAAAAAAUUUGGUCGCUGGGACUGGGUCCAAGAAGGAAUGGAAGGAUCAUGAGAUCCGCCCAUUCAUUGGACAUAUGUUCACUUUAUCUUUGAGAAUAGCUGGAGAAGAAGGGAACCCUGUUUUAUUAUCCAAGGAAGCUACUGCAGUCGCUAUCUGGUCUCUGAACAAAUUCUCUGUUUGCUGGAAGCUCUGGGACAGACUUUGUGAAGAGGACCUAGAAGGAGAUCCUGAUGUUGCCAAGGAAGCUGCAGCAAUCAGUAUCUGGUCUCUGACCGAGAACGUUGUUGUUUGCUGGAAUCACUGGGACAAUAUCUAUGACGAGAACAUAGAAGCUAGUGCUGCUCUUCUUAAAAUGCUUGUAGAGAAAUGGAAGGAUCAUUCCGUCAAGCUGUUGUCAUCACCCAGUGAUAUUCCCACUCUGAGUAAAACUAUCAAGAGCUUCAGGCUAAAGAACGAACAAGCCAUCCCUGAAAGAGCAGCCUAUGCUUCUUUUCACAAAGUAUCUAACGAUGGUUCUUUUCACAAAGUAGCUGACAAGUCCUGCAAAGUGAUAUUGUGGAGACUCUCCCGUGGAAGUAGCGGCCUCAAAGGCACACGCAUUAUUACUGCUGCUGUUACUGCAUGCAUUAUUACUGCUGCUGUUACUGUUAGGAGUUCGAGUGUUUGGUUUUUAUGAAUAGAUCGCGUAGGGUUUCGUUUUUAUAGUCACAAAGUUUGGAUGUCGUAAGUCUGCUUAAUUUGUGUGGAGAUAAUUAAUUUCUUCCUGUUUCUUUCUCAUAAUAAUAACAAACGAAAAAAAAAAAAAACUUAACUAAAUUGUUUUUAACUAAAAAAGAAAGAAAAAAACUUAUCAUUCAGCAGCUUCAUGUGGGGGUUUAUGGAUUACAAACCGAUCAUUAACAAAUUCAAGUAUUCAAGAAAUGUACCACUGAGAUCUCCCAAGGCUGAGAUAAUAAGCAAAGAUAUGAUCAAACGGGGCUUUCGGUUCGUCGGUCAGUGACGUACAUUCGUUCAUGCAGGCUGCAGGAUUAACAAUUGAUCAUCUCGUUGAUUGUUAUAGACAUGGUGAUUGUGUGAGCCUCGCUGAGAGGCCAUGG
Molecule: messenger RNA, 3995 nt
Organism: Thlaspi arvense
Lineage: Eukaryota; Viridiplantae; Streptophyta; Magnoliopsida; Brassicales; Brassicaceae
Source: the annotation of a GenBank genome assembly